GCGGCGGCGGCCGCGGAGGGACGAUGCGCGAGUACAAAGUGGUGGUGCUGGGCUCGGGCGGGGUCGGCAAAUCCGCCCUGACCGUGCAGUUCGUGACCGGCACCUUCAUCGAGAAAUACGACCCCACCAUCGAGGACUUCUACCGCAAGGAGAUCGAGGUGGACUCGUCGCCGUCGGUGCUGGAGAUCCUGGACACGGCGGGCACCGAGCAGUUCGCGUCCAUGCGGGACCUGUACAUCAAGAACGGCCAGGGCUUCAUCCUGGUCUACAGCCUCGUCAACCAGCAGAGCUUCCAGGACAUCAAGCCCAUGCGGGACCAGAUCAUCCGGGUGAAGCGGUAUGAGAAAGUGCCAGUCAUCUUAGUUGGAAACAAAGUGGACCUGGAAAGCGAGAGAGAAGUGUCAUCCAGUGAAGGCAGAGCCCUUGCUGAAGAGUGGGGCUGCCCCUUUAUGGAAACUUCUGCCAAGAGUAAAACCAUGGUGGACGAACUCUUCGCAGAAAUCGUGAGGCAAAUGAACUAUGCCGCGCAGCCGGACAAAGACGACCCGUGCUGUUCUGCAUGUAACAUACAAUAGCAUUUGAACACGGCUGCCCUGCACAGGGAGAGCUCACAAGAGGCACGCGAACCUUGCCCAGUCAACUGGAGUUUGCAGCGUUCGUGGUGUGAAUCUGCAGAGAAGUAGAGCCCUUCUUCAGAACUGAGCAGUGAUUGUUGAGCUCUCUGAGCAACAUUGGGUUUGGUAGCCAGUUUCCACCAUUGUCCUCAGUCUCUCCACACCUGCAACUUGAAGGCUUAGCCCAUUGAUCUACAGGGUGAUCUCCUCUGAAGCUGUGACGGCCUUGGUGCGGAGUCGACAGAAGCAACUGUUGCCUAAGUUCAAAAUCAUCCUGAGAGAGAAACCAGAAGAAUUGUUUUGACCACUUACAAUUAGCGUAUUUUGUUGUCUUUAAGAAGUUAAUAACCAGUAAAGGAGAAAUAUUUUCCUACGAGAAUUCUGAAUUCAGGAACUGAGGUAGUGCUUCUAACCGAUGACACAAAGAGCUGACCAGCCAGCAGUAUCCGGGGAGAGAUUCUUUGCUCGGCUCACACAUUUCUGUUUCUCAAAAUCGAUGCUUGCUUGUAGAUGUGAUCCUCACUUUGACGCGGGACUAACUCAUGCUCCACUCAGCAGGUGGGCUGAAAGGGCAGCCUGGUGUCAGGUGUGCUAGCUCACCUGCUUUGCCACAGAGAACGGAGGCUCGCACAGGGUUGUUCUGAAUUAACGUCCCAGACCCACCCUCUGUUCACCAAGCAGGGAUGGUCUUUGUGUUACUUUACUGAACAAGAAGGAAGCAACUGUGAUGAAAAGAGAUUGCCUAGCCUUACUAUGAGAACGGUCUAGUAGGUGAACCAGCACCAUCACGUAAGGAAAAUGAAGCCAUGUUGCAUCCACAUGUUCCUGUUUGCAGAAACCUCCCGGGACAGUGCAAAUAGCUUGCAUUUUUACGUUUGUGAAAGCAGCAAAUUCCUUCUUGCCUUUAAGGGCUGUGGUUGUGGUGUGAUUUCUGCUUUCAAAAUCAAGUUUGCUGUGACAGAGCUUUAUGACAAGCCUUUGAAAUAUUGAAUAACCAUGUGAAAUAAUUUGGGCUGAAGAGUAGAACACAAAUUAUAGAGUGGAAGGUGAGGGACUAAAAAAAAAAAAAAGAGAGAGAGAAAGAGAGGAAAAAGAAAAGAAAGCACCUAACCUUUUAUCUUUAAUUUUCCUGGAGAAUUAGAGAGAGAUUUUCUUAUAACAAUUUUGCCCUGAUUACUGAAGUGGCUAGUAAAGCUAAAGUGAGCAUUUUGCUUUAAAAAGGUGCUCAAGCUCUGACACUUUUGGUUUUGCAGCCGUGAAGUAUUUAUCAUUUGCAUGACGAAUGGCACAGAAAAACCCAUUCCUAAAUUUUACUGUCCAGUGUAGAAGGGUCCACAGCCAACUUCCGAGCUGGGAAGGCUGUGGAGAGGAUCUUGCACCCUCAGAACUGCAGCGGCACUGAGGCCGGUAUCUACACACCACCCCACAUUCUGCUGGUUCACACUCUUGUGCAAGCAGCCUGCAGUCUUGCGUGUGUCACCGAGAGAAGCGUGUGUUUGUGCGUGCAUGUGUGUUUAUCGUCCCUAAGAAUUUGGCACAAAUCCGAAGCUCAUCGCCUCUAAGGAGAAUGUGUAUUGCAGAAUGGCGUGUUUCAAAAGCAUUUCUUUUCAAUUAUUUCAGUGUCUUCUAUACAUGAUUGAAAUCACUGGUAGCCCCCAAGUGUUUGAUAAACCUGAGUCAAGUUUAGAGGAUAGAAAAAAGGUGGUUUGUACUCUCAUAGAUGAGAAAAGAGACAGGUGGGUAAAACCAGGCUGUGGUUGCCCAAAGUCUUUGAAUUGUUAAUAUCCACAUUCUUCAGUAUAGAUUUUGAAGUCAGUCCCCAAUGAUGAUGCCCCUUGGUUAUGGGACAGAACACCCUAACCAGUUUGAAACAGUUCAUUAUGUUAAAGUUGAUUCGACUCGGAGCUAUGCAGAAAUCAGAUUCAAGAAAUGUGAUCUAGCUACUGAAAUAUAUUUUGUCAGUGAAUUAGGUUGAGUUUUGAAGCCUCUAUCCUAUCAGAACGAUGCUGGCUUUUUUUUUUUUUUUAAUUCUAGACUUGACAGAAAUUUAUGACAACUAAGACUACAUAUGUAGAAACAUCUGUAACAUUUGACAACUAAGACUACAUAUGUAGAAACAUCUGUAACAUUUUAACAUCCUGGAUCGCUAUGCAGAUAAGAAAAAUAAGUUCGAUAAGAAGAAAGGUUUGGCAAAACAAGGUAGAAAAGUUUAUCUGCCACUUUGGGUUCUCCGGAGAAGUGUGUGUCAGGCAGUGGGGGAUGACUUUUCCUGGAAAGGGGUGAACAGCAGCCACUGGGGCCACCUCAGCAGUCUCCCUGCACUACCCUGCAUACUCAGGGUCAAGUGGGGAGACACCCAGAAACCAGAAAUGCGGGGAUCCUCUUGUGCUCUUCUUCCCUUGGGGAUUUCACCUGGUCUGCAGGUAAUUCCACUAGAAGGGAAGCGCUGGUUGAGAUGAGAUCGGAAGUCUAGGAACAGGCCAACUCUGUGGGGGCACCUGAAGCGAGACCCCAGCAGAGCGGUGACGUGGGCGCUCCCGGCCUGGUCAGUCUGGAAACUAGAGAAGUGAAAGUUUUCCUAACAUGCCUUAAAAAUGUUAUGGUUUGAUCCAAAGACCCACGUUUUCUUUAGCUCUUGUGAAGGUUUCUUUCAUUUGUUUUGUCUUUUACUUUCAUACAAAGGCAGCAUUUUUUUUUUUUUAUUGUUUGGGGGGUUUCGUUUAUUUAUUAUUUUUUUUUUUAUCUUGGCAAUUCUUGGUUUCUUUCCAGCCCCGAGAGUGAUUGUGACUGAUGCCUUUCAUGUUGCUCAACUUUUGCAAAACAAGCAGCAUUGGGUCAAAAAAGGUUACAUCCGAUCUUCCCGACACUUCUGGAAGGUGCUGUGAUGGUUUUCUCCUGCGGCUUAGGGAUUCAGGAAUGAACUUUGGUCUCCAGUCGCUGGGGUUGCGCUCUCUUUUCGGCGGUAAAACUACUGAUACUUGCUUUUCUAUAUAUAUAUAUGUAAAGAAAUGCUGCCUCAGGAUGUCUGCUCUUUGUCUUCGAGAGUUUCCAGUGAGGGGUGUGUGUGGGUGUGGGCGUGGGCGUGGGUGGGUGUGGGCAAGUGUGUAUCUGGUUUUUCAUCAUCGGUUUUUUCAGUUCAUUUUGCAUUUUCUCCUUUUCAGUAGUCUUGUGUUAGUACCGAAUAAGCUUUAAUUGUCUCCUUAGCCAAUCCAACAUUAAAGACUCUGGGGGUCUUUUUUCUUUUCUUUUUUAAUUAAUGUGUCAUCACGAAUCUAUUAAAUCUUGAUCAGGAUUUCAAGAAUGACCGCAGUGGGUUUUGGAAACAGACUUAUCAUUAUUGAUUUGGGGUUUCCCAGAGAUAAAUAUAGUUCACAGUUAAUUGUUGAGCUCUAAUACAACUGACCAUUGAAAAUUGAACAACAGCCUAUUGUUUUGUAACAAUGUCAGUUGUUAAACCUUGACAUUUCAAUUAAAACAUGAAUUGUGGUUAUAACUCAAUGCAAAUUCAACAGUUGUAUUUGGAGUUAAAUUAUUUUAACAAAUAAAUUUAUUUAAUGAAACUUC
Molecule: messenger RNA, 4178 nt
Organism: Condylura cristata (star-nosed mole)
Lineage: Eukaryota; Metazoa; Chordata; Mammalia; Eulipotyphla; Talpidae
Gene: RAP2A
Product: RAP2A, member of RAS oncogene family
Exons: 2
Coding region: 24-575 (183 amino acids)
Biological process (GO): negative regulation of cell migration; Rap protein signal transduction
Cellular component (GO): plasma membrane
Molecular function (GO): GTP binding; GDP binding; GTPase activity
Source: RefSeq, a predicted model, not a curated record